Alternaria alternata is the source of this 1633-nucleotide messenger RNA. RefSeq lists its product as hypothetical. Lineage: Eukaryota; Fungi; Ascomycota; Dothideomycetes; Pleosporales; Pleosporaceae. The coding region runs from base 242 to 1444 and encodes 400 amino acids. The transcript is spliced from 5 exons. The record is from RefSeq and is a predicted model, not a curated record.
UGUAAACUUCGAAACUGGCCCCCAAUUCGAGGGGGCGGUGCUGCAGCCAGCACAAAAGCGAAUUCGCGACUUACGCCCGGUAUCCCCGCCUUUUACUGGCUUGAGGGUGGCGUGCAGUCUUUCACGUAUCUCUAUCGUGUUCCUGCUUUCCUCGUUACUAACGGCUUCCUUCUUGUAUCGCAUGCACAACCGAGCGCGUGAUGGUUUGUGAUAGUUGCGUGUUCACUUUUCCGCUCUCACGAUGAUACGGAAACUAUCCCAGUUCUCAUCCACUUUCAGCACAGCACCCUCACACUUUACAACAUUCUGGCGCCAACCGCAUCAACAAGCGGCCAAAGACAUCCGCAGAAGAUGGCGGCGCUGUGCACUUUGGAUACUUCUCGCAGCAUGGCUUGCACUCUUGUUGUUUGCCUUUGCUGUACUAAUAGCGCCAACUUCCAGCGUUGAUUCUGGAUCUCAACCAGCCUGUUUACCCGACGAUUCUUUUGCGCUGGACCCAUCGAAGUUUCGAUUCUUCAGCAAAUCUGGCUUCUUCCAGAUUACAUUGGGAUUUGGGCAUAUGAACUUCACAGAGGUGAAAACUAUAGACAUUGCCUGGGACAUCCUAGUCGGCCGCGGUGGUCAAGCUCUCGUCGCGUAUAUCUCCUGGCGCGUCUUCGCUCAGUAUGUUACAACAUCCAUGGAAGUCACGCCUGUCACGUUUGGGACAUAUCGAACGAUUUUUCUCCCGAACGGCGGCCUUUUCGUUUCUACCCUGUGUAUGAUCCGCGAUUUCGUGAGACGUCACGGGCUACAUUCGAAGAUAGCCAUGGUCUUCAUGGUGUGCACCAUGACUUUCACCUUUGUGUACCCGACCAUCGCCAGUGCAAUGACGGGUUAUAGCGCGAAUGUUGAUGCUUUUAUCCAAACAACAGGAGGCGAAUACGUCCCUUUCAACGCAUUUAGCUUCGCAUACUUUGUCAUCCAUGACGGUUCGCGGAUCGGUUUAGAAGACGAUCAUAUUGCACUAGAUAAAGAUCCUGAAAAGAGCAAUUACCAAUUCUCAAACAGCUUUGAACCAGUGGUUCCAUCGCUCGGCUCGCUUGAUGGGAGGUUCAGCACGUGUCAUGAAAAACAUUUCGGUUCGAGUGGCGACAGGGAAUUUAACAGUACGACCUGUGAGUUGCAGCGCAACGUAUCUAGGUACGCUGCAGAGUACGGCUUCAACAGAGGAGACAAGAUAAAUUCUACCUUUGGGGGGCAACUUCUGCCGCCACCUACACUCAACAUCUCAGCGCUAUCUUUGAUCAAAACGGAUUCUUCAGAGUAUACUUUUUAUGAAGACCGAUUCUUUAGAAUCACUAACGAUCCAUCGGAAAUGCUAUGGGCAUACGAUAACAAAACGUACAAUUUCAAAUACCUACAAGAGAAUGGGAAGUGUCAGGCUGCGCUGGACUACAAAUGAGGAUUCUCAUACAUCCAACUAUUCAUUAUGGUAAUCUUCCACAUAGUCUGGACUCUUGGACUUUUCACCAUGUGGAUCAGAGCCUGCAUGGUUAUGAAGAAACGAGGGCGAAGCAGAGAAGACGUGGCAGGAGAAAAUAAAGCUGUCUUCGAACUUGCAGCCGCGAUGCGAGAGCAAAUGAACGAGCCU